This is a messenger RNA of Brachypodium distachyon (stiff brome), 1828 nucleotides long. RefSeq names its product UDP-N-acetylglucosamine--dolichyl-phosphate N-acetylglucosaminephosphotransferase. Gene Ontology annotation, biological process: protein N-linked glycosylation; dolichol-linked oligosaccharide biosynthetic process. The coding region runs from base 145 to 1392 and encodes 415 amino acids. The record is from RefSeq and is a predicted model, not a curated record. Gene Ontology annotation, molecular function: UDP-N-acetylglucosamine-dolichyl-phosphate N-acetylglucosaminephosphotransferase activity. NCBI's taxonomy places the organism in Eukaryota, Viridiplantae, Streptophyta, Magnoliopsida, Poales, Poaceae. Gene Ontology annotation, cellular component: membrane. The transcript has 10 exons.
CACCACACGGCGGCAGCUAUAAACCUCCCCGUCAUCCGGACCCCAUCGCCGGCGAGCACACACCGCCGCCGCACACACCCACCCACCCAGAGAGUCCUCUAGCUGCUAGCUCUUCCUUCGACAGACUCGGAACCCCCGCCCUCCAUGGACGUCCGGCGCAGGCCAGCGGCCGCCGAGGAGCCGAAGAGGCCGCGGCCGGCAGCGGCGGCGCCGGGGGACCUGGUCCUCCGGCCUCCGAACCUGGGCGUGGUCCUCGCGGCGAUGGCGCUCUUCCUUGCGCCCUUCUCGUACCUGGCCUUCGUGCACUACCCCCUGGACGCCGAUCUGCGGCGAUCCAUCCUAAUCUGCGGGGCCAUUAGCCUCGGUGGCUUCUUCGUCGUUCUCCGCCUCAUCCCUGUCGCCGCCCGCUACCUCCUCCGCCGAGGGAUGUUCGGCAAGGACAUCAACAAGAAGGGCUUGCCCAUGGGCGAGAUCACAGUGCCUGAGUCACUAGGCAUUGUUGUUGGGAUUGUCUACUUGGUCAUUGCUAUUCUGUUUCAACAUUUCAACUUCACAGCGGAUUCCAUUUGGCUUGUUGAAUAUAAUGCAGCAUUAGCAUCAGUCUGCUUUAUGAUUCUUCUUGGAUUUAUCGACGAUGUUCUUGAUAUUCCAUGGAGAGUGAAACUGCUGCUGCCUACAAUUGCAGCACUUCCUCUGUUGAUGGCAUAUGCUGGUGGUACUUCCAUCAUCAUUCCAAAGCCUCUGGCCUCCUAUGUCGGGGUAGCAGUUCUGGAGUUAGGUUGGGUGUACAAGCUCUUCAUGCUCUUGUUAGCAGUUUUUUGUACAAAUUCAAUCAAUAUACAUGCGGGUCUGAAUGGUCUUGAAGUUGGUCAGACUGUUGUCAUAUCUGCUGCGGUUUUGAUACAUAAUGUAAUGCGCAUAGGAUCUUCUAAAGACCUUGAAACUCAGCAGGCUCAUGCAUUCUCUAUUUAUCUUCUCCUGCCUUUCCUUACCACUUCCCUAGCUUUGCUAGGCUUUAACUGGUAUCCUUCAUCUGUUUUUGUUGGUGACACCUACACCUAUUUCGCUGGGAUGACUUUAGCUGUGGUGGGUAUUUUGGGGCACUUCAGUGAGACAUUAUUGCUCUUCUUUUUACCUCAGGUUCUCAAUUUCUUGUGCUCAGUCCCACAGCUCUUCCACUUUGUUCCUUGCCCAAGACAUAGGUUGCCAAGGUUUGAUACUCGAACAGGACUGCUGACUGGUACCAAAGAUGGUAACCUUGUUAACAUAUUCCUUAGGAUGUUUGGAAAGUGCUCAGAGAAGUCCCUUUGCAUAAGGCUCCUUGUAUUUCAGGCCCUGUCAUGCCUAUUCUGCUUUUGGCUCAGAUACGUGCUCACUGGAUGGUACAAAUGACCACCCAAAACAAACACUUCACCUCCUUGGUUUCUGUGACACAAAUCGAAAUCUGUUUACCACUGAUGGCUGUUUGUUUCUCUGUCAGCACUGUAUUACUAACAGCAACCCAAAGCUUAGUAUCUAGUUUGCCUCUAGCAUUUGAUUUUGGACCACCAUUUUUUGGGUGCUAACAACAGAAGAUUUCAGUAUGAAGCUUUGCUCCUUUUUUUUUCUUUGGCUACUAGAGCUCUAUAGAUUUGUGAUCUGAUAUACAUUUGUACAAUGACUCUCCAUGGAAGUUUGCUUGCAUUAGCUCUGGGAAGGAUUAUGCCAGAAGAUGAGCAAUGUGUUAUUGCUGUAAGCUGAAGUGGAAAAAUCUAAAUAUGUCCGUUACACUUCUGCACUCCUGAUAUGUAAAAACCAUGCGGUCUCUUACGGAUGAUUUUUUUUAACA